Fragaria vesca subsp. vesca is the source of this 2066-nucleotide messenger RNA. RefSeq lists its product as uncharacterized. The record is from RefSeq and is a predicted model, not a curated record. The coding region runs from base 52 to 2046 and encodes 664 amino acids. The transcript has 3 exons. NCBI's taxonomy places the organism in Eukaryota, Viridiplantae, Streptophyta, Magnoliopsida, Rosales, Rosaceae.
AAAUUUCAAUCCCAAAAUUUCUAGGUUUCUCCUUCAAUACUUCCACCACCGAUGUCCACCACCGUGGAGAAACCCUCUGGCGACUUCCCGAUGACCCCAAACCUCCGCAAAUCCUUCAACCUCCUCAAGUCCCACGCCUCCAAAGUCGCCAACUUUACCCUCCAAUGGCAAGACCUCGAAGAACACCUCCGCUCCAUCGACGACUCCCUCCAAUCCAGAAUCAACCACCUCCAGCAAUCCAACCCGACCCAACCGAAACCCGAACCCGAACCCGAACCCGAUUCCCAACAACCCCAGCUCAAUCCCGCUAUCGAAUCCGCCAAAACCCAACUCGAUAGCCUCCAAUCCCAAUUCAAACCCGAAGCCUUCUCGCCGGAGAGCUUGAAUUUCAACGGCACCGUCGUCAACGACGGCGAGGGUUUGCUGGCUUUCAUGAACGAGCAUUUGAAAGAGAAGAAGGCGUCACGUGAUCUAAUAGCAAAUGCGAUUAGGGUUUCGGCGGCGGCGGCCGGGAAGAUAGUGCUGGAGGCAAUGCGGUGGUUUUAUCCGUCGGAGGAGUCGGAUAGGAACAGAGGAGAGAUGAAGAACUGUGAGCUGAGUGUUGUUAGGAGGAGUUGUGUGGUUUUGUUGGAGGAGAUGACGAGAGUGAGGCCUUUGAUUGGAGAUGAAAUGAAGGCGGAGGCGGCGAAGCUUGCGGUGGAGUGGAAGGGGAAGGCUAGAAAUGAGGUGGCGAAUAGUCUCGAGCUUUGGGCUUUCUUGCAGCUUGUGAGUGGUUUUGGGUUGGUGAGGGAGUUUGAUAGGGAUGAGAUUUUCAACCUUGUUGGCAGUGUGGCGGUACGGAAACAGGCGCCGGAGUUGUUAAGGUCUCUUGGUUUCGUGGAUAGAACCUCUGAGUUUAUUCAAAAAUUGGUAUCACAGAAGAUGCGACUUGAGGCUAUUAAAUUCAUUCAUGCAUUUGAACAGCUUGACAAGUUCCCUCCUAUGCCCUUGCUUAAAGCACAUUUGAAGUUUGCCAAGAAGGAUGCAAAGAUUAGUUGCAAGAGGGAGCAAGAUCCUCGUAAAGCAGAGGAUGCUGUCAUAGAAAAAGAAGUAAUAGCUCUAAGAGCUAUAAUACGUUGCAUUGAAAGCUACAAGCUGGAAGUUGAACCACAGUAUACUCCGGAGAACCUCAGAAAGCAAAUCAGCCAGCUGAAAAAGCAGAAAAACGAGAAGCAAGUUGCUCAAGUAACUCGUGAGGCUCAGGGGCAACGCUUGAAUGGAAAGAAACGAACUGCCCCUGAAGUUAUGGCUCAACCCAAUAACAACAGUAAUAAGCAUCUGCGGGCCGAUUCAGCUGCUGUUCGAAAUGCUUCUUUCAGAGCACCAACGACAGGACACUCAAUACACCCAUCUUAUCUUCGCCCGGUAGACUUGUUUGAGAGUCGAGGUGCUGAGUACUUUACAGCAUCAGCUGGAAUGCCUCGACAAGGGGCAGAUGCUCCCCAUACUUCUUAUGUCACUGCUUCCACCUUUAACUCAUUGCGAGCUUCUCAUUAUCAGCCAACAGGUUCGUACAAAGGUGAAGGUGCAGAAUAUGCUUCUAGAUACUAUGAUUUAGCAUACUCCAUUCCUGAUUCUCACGGUGGCUUGUCAGCUGGGCGUUAUGGUCUGGUCAGUUCCUCUCCUAUUACCCAUACCCGGCAGACAACCUUGACAGGCGGAGCCUACGAAUUGACAGGAUCCUCUCCUAUUGCCCAAACGCGGCACGCUACACAGCACAUGAACACAACUACUUCCUAUGGAUUAGGGGGCAGUACUUCUGUAACCUCACAUUUGAGCCCAUUGACCAAGCGGUAUGGAGCUAGUACUAUGGCUGUAAAUGGGAGGACUGGGCAGUUUGGAUCAGCAGGAAGCCCUCCCCCUGCACGCCUAACCAAUGUGAGUCCGAAUUCUUAUGUUUCAGGUGAUCCACUGACACUGGUUAAUCACAAGGAUAGGCCAGUUUCUUCAAGUAGUGGCUAUGGCACACAUAGUAAUCAGUACCAGCCAUCCAUUUAUCACCUGUAGCUCAGUAAGAAGAGAAUUUG